Messenger RNA from Funneliformis mosseae, 153 nucleotides. NCBI's taxonomy places the organism in Eukaryota, Fungi, Glomeromycota, Glomeromycetes, Glomerales, Glomeraceae. The record is from the annotation of a GenBank genome assembly.
AUGUUCUAUUCCAACAACACUGGAAAAGUAUUAUGGCUGAUGCCCACUGAGUGGCCACAAAGACUUUUAGAUGACGCGAAUUUAUACAUGCAUGAUGAUGUAAAGCAGUUCACAAUUCGAGAUUUGGUCUCAUUAUUCCUUAAAUCACAAUAG